AAUGUUAGACCUUUUUGUAGAGAAACUUUGGAGAGAAGUACAUAGAUUGUUGACCGAAGAAGAGCGAAAUAAAAUAGAAUGGACUAAAGACAAAUUGCCAGUGACUGGAAGUUGGAAUAUAUCUAACCUUAUUUCAUCAUUAGAUUUUAAGAGGAAAGCUAAAGUAAAGGGACUGGCGGAGGAUUUAACCGAGAGAUAUGAAAUCAAAUUUGAAUAUUUGAAGGAAGGAGCAGUGGGAAGGAUUGUAAAAUUCAAACCUGAUAUAGCGUUUGUAUCUCCAGAAAAUGAUGUUAUAGUCUUAGAGCUUGCAGAACUAGAGUCUGAACCAAGAUUCUUUAAUCUAGUGGAAUAUAACAUUUUUGAAGAAAAGAUUCACGUGUUUGGUCAUCCUGAUGGAAUCCCACUUCAACAUGAUCCUGGAUGUACUAUCAUAAACAAUGAAACAAAACUUACUGAAUUGAAAAAGGAAGGAAUUGCUUUCUUUAAAAAGGAGUGGCCAGAUAAGGAACGCGAAAUAAUAGAUGACUAUGCCCCGUGUGUAAUAUCUGAGGACAAAAUUUUAUUUCAUAGCUCCAGCAGCACUGCUCAUGGUGCUUCAGGUGCCCCUCUCACUAUUGUUGAUAAAGGCACCCUUAAAGUGUACGGGAUGCUUUUAAAUGGAUACCCCAAACAAUUUUAUAAUUAUUCUACUAAGAAAGACAUGAAGCGUCCUGAUCUGUUGGUGGAGUCGGGGAUCUCCAUGAAAAAAGUGAGAUCUUUACUUGAAUCAUGUUUACCUGAAGAAUUUGUAAAGGAGUUGUUCUGCAAGAAAUGAUUUAUGAUAUGUUUAUCUGUUCUUUUGAUAUGUCAAGAAAAAGAAGAUAUGCUAUGAUAUAUCAUGAGUCUACAGCAGUGUUUUGUUACUGUAUUAUUUUAAAGCGUCAUAAUUAUCGUUUUGAAUUUGACUUUAAAUAAUAUGCAGUUUCAAUUUGUCAUUGAUAUGUGUACAUGUACAUUGUCCGUGCAUGAAUAUAUUAAGCGAAUUUACAUGUACAUUGACCCUGUCUGUGACAAAGGCUUGUUAUUGAACAGUGGAAACGAUUCAAUUUUGUUACAUGAUUAAUAACUUCCAUUUCUCUGUUCCCUGAAUGGCUGAGAUCCAGCCAUGUAGUAAAAAUACUACUGUGAAAUGAUUCAUUUUCAUAAGGAUUUAGUUUUCGUUUAUUUUUAUUUUCAAGCUAUAAAGAGACCCAAAAAAUUAUGUCCGCCACAAAAAACAUAUUUUUCAAAUACAUGUAUAUUACUACUUAAAAAUUCUUCAACCACGAAAUCAACCAUGAACCAAUAUAUUUUCCACAAACCAUGAAAAUUUUACCUCUCAGAAAUAUGUGAUUUUACAGUGUGUUCUGUUCACCUUCGUGUGACCUUCCAGGUAAAUAUAAGGACGGAUUUUUCUGUAUAUUGGACCACGAUACAAAUACAUUGGAAAAUACAAUUGAUACAAAAAAGUUUUAGAAUAUUAUCUUACUUGCACCUGAUCUCCUAUCAAAAAAUAAUUAUUUGUGGAUUGAUAAAUUAAUCUGUUUUCUCUAUUAGUUGAACAGACUAAUUUAUCAAUCCACAAAUAAUUUUAGUCUGUUAUCUCUAUAAGUUCAAGUCGCCCUUGUGGCACAGUUGUUAGAGCCUCUGAUCUAGAGUCGCAAAGUAAGGAGUCAAUCCUUACGUCGCGGUUUCGAAUCCCACUGUGGGACGUGGAGACCGGUUCUUUGGAUGAGACCGUAUAAACCGUGGUCCUGUGUCGCAGAAGGUGCUGGUACGAAAAAGAUCCCUCCCUGCUCAAUGGCCUUGAGUUGGGAGUAAAGAACAACAUUUGCCGCUCUCCACUGGCAAAUGCUGCCGUCUCCAUAUGAGUGAAAAAUUCUCGAGAGGGACGUGAAACAAUAUACAAUCAAUAAAUCAAUCUAUUAGUUGAAUUAUAGAAUAAGAAAAGUUGGUGGUCUUUUUUUUUUUUGAUAAAUACGAUGAUUUACUCAUUGUUGAAGUACAAUAUUCAUGUCAACCUUCGGCCUCGAUAAAUAGUUUACAUCUCAGGUGUCUAAUUUCAAAAACAUUAUAUUGCCCUAAAUAUAAUAUAAUGGAAUAGGGGAAUAGUAUAUGCAAUUACUUGCAGUGUAUGGAUGCAAGUAAAAAUAAUUAUUUGUAUGUAAUGAUAUUUGGACAAAUGACAGGUUUGUUAUAAAAGUAGAAGGUAUGUUACAAUACAAUUUGUAACAACAACGUAUUUUGUUAUAAAUUGAGAUUGUUUUUUUUCUUCUUUUGUCUAUGGAUAAGUCAGUAAGAGAAAGAUGAUUGGUUUGUUGGGAAUUUCUCAGAGUUAGAAUUUUAUACGUACAAUGCUAUGAUAUAUCAUUGUUCAACUACCGCUUUCUUGUAAUUGUAUUAUUCUAUAGCAGCAUUAUAAUAAACUUGAUCCAUCCAU
This is a messenger RNA of Saccostrea cuccullata (small rock oyster), 2458 nucleotides long. RefSeq lists its product as uncharacterized. The record is from RefSeq and is a predicted model, not a curated record. The transcript has 2 exons. Lineage: Eukaryota; Metazoa; Mollusca; Bivalvia; Ostreida; Ostreidae. Bases 2 to 814 code for a protein of 270 amino acids.